Messenger RNA from Diachasmimorpha longicaudata, 4330 nucleotides. RefSeq names its product carbohydrate-responsive element-binding protein (gene Mondo). Lineage: Eukaryota; Metazoa; Arthropoda; Insecta; Hymenoptera; Braconidae. The transcript has 11 exons. Gene Ontology annotation, cellular component: nucleus. The record is from RefSeq and is a predicted model, not a curated record. The coding region runs from base 511 to 3420 and encodes 969 amino acids. Gene Ontology annotation, biological process: regulation of transcription by RNA polymerase II. Gene Ontology annotation, molecular function: protein dimerization activity; RNA polymerase II cis-regulatory region sequence-specific DNA binding; DNA-binding transcription factor activity, RNA polymerase II-specific.
CUCGGGCUCCCCCAGUUAGUCGUGUUAUCAUCACAAUAAACUCCAACUGUACGCGUGUUACUACUAAAAUCAAUUUAUUAUCCCAUUUUCCUCGAUCCUUGAGUUAUUGGGAGAUUCAUAAUAAUGUGAUUCUCGGUGCAGCCAUGAGACAGUAUUCGUCGUCCAGUGAAAAAAAGGGGCUCAGAACGGCCAGGCUGAUGCCAAUGGUGUCCAGGCCACUUGAAUUAUCCGGAAUUUAACGUUUUAUACAUUUUUUAAUAAUCAUUCAGCCCUCGAAUCAUCAAUUUCAAGGGCAUCCGGAGAAUUCUGGGGAGAAAUCAACGCCUGUUCUGUGAUCUCCAGUGCGUUAUCGUAUGUCUUCUUGUGCCAGUUAUCAGUGUUCACAUCUUUGUGAUUUGUUGCAACAUUUUUUUAUUCAAUCAACUACGAGACCUCAGGAUUUUAUUUCUACUUUUUCAUAGUGUCCAUUCUGAUCAGCUCUCCUCUCGAUAAAGUGAAAGAUAGACUGACAUGCAGGCAGAGCUAAUGUGUCGUAAACCAGCUGUGAUAACGGGGAGAAACAUGUCACAGCAUCAAGGAUAUCAUCGGGGUAAUGAUGUAUCGAGGGACUCCAGGGAAGCAAUUCACUCUGGACACUUUAUGGUCUCGGAUUUUGAAGCGGACGAUCAGGAUGAUGAGGAUGAGCUUGCUGUACCAGUGCCUGAGGAAGAGGCAGCUAAACUGGCGAUUGUCGCACCUCCGGGAUUUUCCCUGGAGAGAUUCGUUAACAUAUCGAAUGCUGAGAAAAGCUCCCAACAGCUCAGCAUUGAAACUUCGUUGAACAAGUUGUUUCAGUGUAUGUCACUUGCGUACAGACAGAAGCUGACGUCUCCCAAGUGGAAUCGAUUCAAAGGCAUCAGGCUCCGAUGGAAAGACAAGAUCAGGCUGAACAACGUCAUCUGGAGGUGUUGGCACAUGCAGUUUAUCCUGAAGCAGAAUACCCUGGUGUGUCAAUUUGCCUCUCCCCUGGACGUAGAUACUCACAACAAGCCUGAAGCAGUAGUGUUAGAAGGAAAAUACUGGAAACGGAAAUUGGCGGCGGUAACUGCAGAGUACAAAAAAUGGCGAAUGUUCUAUCGGAACAAAAUUCUCGGAUGGACCAACAAAGAUGGAAUAGAUAUGUUGGAAUCGAUGGACAUGCUGGACUGGGGCAACGGUGGUAUGGGAUCAUCAGGGGGUUUUUCAUCGGGUCUAAUGAAUUCCCAUGGCAAUAUCAGUGGUCUACAGGGCCCUGAUAGUAUGAUGGUUGAUGAGGAUUACAUGGAACUCAUGACUGACACGUUAUUCUCAACAAUAAGCUCAAAUCAGCCAAUUUAUUUUCCUGAUCCCCGAGAAAUUGCCCGUGGUGCGAGUCUCGCUGACUUCAUUCAGCCCUCGCUGGGUCCCCUCCAGCCAAAUCUAGACGACUUCAUGGACACUUUGGAGCCCCUUCAGGUGUAUCUCAACUCAAAACUCACCCCAGUACCCGAGGAAGACGACCUCUUUCGCUCUACCACCCUCAAUUCCACCUACUCCGACCUCGAGUUGAUGUCCUCGAUAAAUCAGGUCUCCAAUCUCCAAUCCCCCCAGCCACAAAAUCCCUCCCAAAUGCCCCAGGCAUCAUCCACCAUUCCCCAGCCCCCUCCCACACCUCCUGUCCCACUCCAGACCCUGCAGUAUCCCACGAAAUACAUACAGGCCCCACCUCAACCCUCACAAAUAUACAGGCCCCUAUCAACAUCACCAGAUGCCUAUCAGAAUCAACGGGAGAAGCCCCAGAGACCUGGGCGCUCGCCCUCAAGAUCAAAUAGGACUAUUCAGCAUCAAUCUUCACCAACUUUUCCCACGUACCAGACUAGCUAUAAUCAACUGGACAUGGGCACCAUUCAGAACAGUCAGAAUACUCCUCAGAUGGCCUUGAAUAAUCUUCAGGACAGUAGUUUCAAUAACCGAGGCAUCAAGGAACUGUCGACCGCUGUUCCGGGAAUCGGGGAAUGUUUCAAGGGAAUUGGGUCACAGGGUUUCAAGAUUGGACAGGGUACGCAGGGAAAUCAACCCUUCAAGUUCAGGGGUAACAACUUGAAGAAUGUUGGGCAGAAUGUCCCACAACAAAUGACCGUGACAGUCUCGUCAGCAUCUCCAGUGUCAUCUCACAUUCUCCUUCAGUGUAAGCCACCAGGCCUUGAUCUCACAGCUCCAACCCUUCAUCCAGCAAAACUCCUCCCUAAAGGCGGUGAAAAAGAGGAGAUUUUUGCUGUUCCAAAGUAUCAGAUGAAGGUGAAGAGCAGAAGCAGAAGCUCCAGUGCUCUCAGUGGUCAGCGAAAUCAUCCACCUCCUCUGGUAUCAGCCGUAUCUGAUCCUGCUAUCAAUGUCAGCAAUAAUGUCUUAUUGGCGCAAUUGUUGACGAAUAAUUCUGCUGGACUGUAUACUGUCAGCACUGGCCCGGAUAAGAUGACAGGAUUGGGAGGGGGUCAGAGCACUGGUGGCAAGGGGAUGAUGCAGAUGAUUCAAGGGGGAAGCAGUGGUGGACAACUAAACAGUUCUGGAAGGGCCCAGCUAAAUAGCCCCGGUGCAGCUCAGAGUCAGGGUAGUCCUAGUGGUAUGUUGUUAUCAAGUAGUCAGUCACAGGGUAGUCCAGGCUCUCCGAAGGACAGCAGUGGUGUUCACAGUCCUCAAGCAUUGAGUUUAAGUCCUCUUCACAGUCCCAUGAGCCUGGGCAGUCCCCUGUCACCAGGAUCAAGGAUCUACGUUAAGGGGGAACGCGAGGGUGGGGGGUAUAAGGAGCAAAGAAGAGUGGGACAUAUUCAUGCGGAGCAGAAGAGGAGGUACAACAUUAAAAAUGGCUUUGAUACGCUCCACAAUCUUAUUCCGCAGUUGAGCCAAAAUUCUAAUACUAAAUUGAGCAAAGCUGCGAUGCUGCAGAAAGGGGCUGAAUAUAUUCGACAACUGAGAAAUGAAAGAACACAGAUAAAAGAGGAAAUGGAGAAUUUGAGACAACAGAUCGAGUGCCUUAACACUUCUAUCAGCAACUGUCAGUCAAUGUUACCAGCCACUGGUGCCCCAGUUUCACGCCAACGCACCAAUAAGAUGAAGGAAAUGUUUGAUGAGUACGUGAGGAAACGCACUCGUGAAAAUUGGAAAUUUUGGAUUUUUAGUAUCUUAUUGGAGCCACUGAUGGUGUCGUUCAAUACAUCAGUUUCCACUGCGAGUGUCGAGGACCUCUGCAGGAGCACAAUACUCUGGGUCGAGCAGCACUGUUCCCUAGUCGACCUCAGGCCAGCUGUCUUGAAUUCACUGAGGUAUCUCUGCACUGCGACAGAGAUCCUCUCAGACCCUGGACGCCUUCCUGAAGAAGCUCUGGCUGCUGUCAAUCACACUGAGAGACGCAAAUCAAUGCAGUGACACUACCAAAAUGAUCAAUAUCUCGGUAGAGCGAGCACAAAGAUAACACAAGUUUUUUCAAUACCUAAAGUGCAAUUUUUGUCUCAUCUCAUUUUAAUAUUGUUUAGACUAAUUGCUAGUUAUUCUCGGUUUUAAUGAAAAUUCGAGAUUUUUUUUUCAUGGGUACAAGUGGAUUUUCGUCGAAAUGUGGAAAUUUAUAAAUUUUUUAUAGUUGUUUAGAUUGUUUUUCAUUUUAUUUCUUUAUAUACAAGAAUUAUUUUUGAUGUUUUCAUCCCAGGAAUUACAGAUACUUGUUUUGAACAAUCUAGAUAAAAUUUGGGAGGCAAUAUAUCCCCAAGAUGGGAAUAUACUUCCCAGAUAAGAUGAAAGAUCAAAAUUUGAAUUUAAAGGAGAAAUUGAGAAAGUGCUUCUUGAUUAAAUUUUUGCUUUUAGUAAUUGUAAAAUUCAGAGAACAGUCUCUUUCAUGUUCGGAAAACUGCAAAUUUUAAUUUCUAAAUCAAUUUUUAUUCCCAAGACGUGAAAAAUUUAAUUAUUUUUGUAAAUUUUAUAACGGACAAAUUGAGCAAUUCAUUUUCCACUGAAUUUUCUUAUUUUUAAUUUGAUUUUCUGCAAAACUUUCCCCUAGCAGAAAACCCAAAUUUCCACAAUUUUGAUGAAAAACUCCAGCAUAACUACAAAAAAAUCACUACUCCAUUAAAAAUGUUAGAAAAACUCUAAAGAAUAUUUUUAUACGAAUCCGGCACCGUAAAAUCAUACAAAAUGCCAAUGACCUCUAUUGUAUAAAAACCCAUUUUUGUUGAAUGCAAAAAAAUUGUUGACCUAUCGCAAGGAUUUACAAGUUAGUACCAAGAAUGUAAAAAGAAGAAAUAAAGUUACUUAUAUUUGUUAUAAAAUAUAAUAAAAAAACAAA